Messenger RNA from Orbicella faveolata, 1838 nucleotides. RefSeq names its product axin interactor, dorsalization-associated protein-like. Lineage: Eukaryota; Metazoa; Cnidaria; Anthozoa; Scleractinia; Merulinidae. Gene Ontology annotation, cellular component: membrane. The record is from RefSeq and is a predicted model, not a curated record. Gene Ontology annotation, molecular function: phosphatidylinositol binding.
AUGUGUCCAUUUUUGAUACAAUUAAUUUUUUUUCUUAAUAUUGUUUUUUCUUUUAAGGCCAGAGAAGAUGAGAUUUCCUCUGAGGAUAUCAAAAAAGUUGGUGAAGUAUUAAGAAACUUGAAUGUUGGGUGGAGUGGUCCAUUUCCAGUCAGAGUGGAGGAGCCAAAAAUAAGUGGUGGUGGUGCUGCAGGAUAUGGAGAGGAGAAUGGUAGUGAGUUUGUUGCUACAGCAGGUGGGACACUGUUGCCAAGGAUACCAUAUGAAGAGGGAUUUCGUCGGCUUGUAGUGCGAAUCGACCAGAUUGGGUUGAAGGAUGCUCAUGUUUACCUGAACCCUUUUUUCACUGUCUCCGUUAAAGAUGCUAACAGUGUUAAUGUAACGUCACCUCAAGACACACCCAUGUCACACAGGAAAGAUGGAAAAUUCAUCAUUUUUGGCAUUGAUGUAGAAAUUCAGAAACCUAUAGAAAAACUACCGAGAGGUACAGCGAUAUUCUUCGAGUUCAAGCAUUACAAACCCAAAAAGGACAUCGUGAGCACAAAAUGCUUUGCGUUUAUGGAGCAGGAUGAAAUAAAACCCGGCCCUGCUUGCAUAGAGCUAUAUCAAAAACCAACAGACUUUCAUCGCAAGAGGUUAAACCUUUUAACGCAAAAGCCGCUCUACCUUCAUGUCACGCUCAACAUCCUGGAUGACUGAACUGUCGUACAAAGAGAGGUGUUCUUACCUUAGGUUAAUUUUAUGUAGGAAUCAAUAAGUAAGCAGGUUGCGAAGUAUUAAAUCUACUCACCCACAAAGGAACAUUCGUUAUAAUAAACUAGGCUUGCGUACAAAAUGUAAUAUUUUAUAUAAUAUUUAGUUAAUUCUACUUAAAGGGGUACCGUAAAAGGUCCUUUAAGCUCCUAGGAGUCUUUUCAAGACCUUUCAACGGGUACUUAUCAGAUAGAGGGAAGGUUAUUUUGUUAUUUAACUUACAUACGAAAAGAGAUUUUAUAAAAGCAAAUGUGCUAAGCUGGGUAAUGUACAAGCAUAUAUCGUAGAUGUCGGAAGUAACGAACCCUUGAAAGUAGCGGCGAUCGGUCAAAAGUAACGUUAAAAAUUUCAUGGCUAUUACUCAACAAAUCUCAUAAUUAACCCGGCCAAUCUAUCGGUAGCGACCUCAAAGCUAAUUUGAUUCGUCAUGGGAAACAAAUGCAACGAGGUGAGCCAAAAUGAUCAGAUAUUUGAGUUAGAUUAUUCUAUCUCAAAGGCGAUACGCUUUACCUUUUUAAAGUAACAUCGAUUUCGACAAGAUUUCUUUCUUCCCUCUAUAAUUAUAUUAAAAACGUUUGAUUUGGCUCACUUGAGGUACAAGUUUCCGUUAGCCGGGAGGAGAGACACUGCAAAAGUAGCAAAAGAACUGGUAAGGCUGCUAAUUUAUAGGUUCGUUAAAAUUUAUUGCUUAAAUUUACCCCAUUUGCCUCAAAUUAGGUCUUUUCCCGUUCAUCAUUUGCCUUGACUUGCCUUCUUAAGGCUAUUGUCAACAAAAUAGCGUGCGCUGGAACCACAGAAAACUGUAUAUCAUUUUAUUAUAUGGCCGUGUCUCACAAGGAUUGGGAACUGCCAAAUUCACGACUUUGAUUGGCUGAAAUCAAUAUUGGCCGCAGUCUAGAUUUUCCCAUCUAGACCGGCAUCUAGACCGGUAAUGUUUUGCAGUGAAAAAGUUGCAAACUAGAAUGCAAAUUGACUAUUUUCUUCUAACGAUGUUUAUUAAUGGAGUGCCAAAAACCUUGGUGAGAAAAAAAAGUAAAGAGGACGAGCAAACUUUGGCAGAAUUAAAUUCAGCUCAUCGCUGUUCGCAC